AUCAAUAGCUGCACCGGCUGUUAUCCGUUUCUCCUCAUCAACCUGUGCAGGGAACACGUACCGACAGCUUGGACAGACUUUAAUCCGCAAACAGGGAUAAUGACAGGGGAUCACUGGGGAUAUGGAAUAGAGGACGGUCCCUCUGUAUGGCACAAAACCUACCCCAUUGCCCAAGGGAACCGGCAGUCUCCCAUUGACAUCGUCCCUCAUCAGGCUUCCUGUGACCCCAGUUUGGGCCCAAUUGUCCUAAACUAUGAUCACUGUACCUCCAUGAACAUUGCCAAUAAUGGACACUCUGUAAUUGUGGAGUUUGAUGACACUGAUGACCGUGUAGUGAUUCAGGGAGGUCCUCUUGACAACCCAUACAAACUUAAACAGUUUCACUUCCACUGGGGUGGAAAAGGCUGCCAUGGUUCAGAGCACACUGUUGCAGGAAAUAGCUAUGCAUCUGAGCUUCACUUAGUGCACUGGAAUGCUGUCAAAUAUGGAACAUUUGAGGAGGCAGCAACAGCUCCUGAUGGCCUUGCUGUUCUUGGUAUCUUUUUAGAAACAGGUGAUGACCACAGAUGGCUCAACAUGAUAACGGAUGCUCUGUACAUGGUGAAAUUUAAGGGCAGUGUCACAGAUUUUGAAGGUUUCAACCCCAUGUGCCUCCUACCUAGCAGCCUCGACUAUUGGACCUACCUGGGAUCACUGACCACACCACCUCUAUAUGAGAGUGUCGUCUGGAUCAUCCUUAGGGAGCCAAUUAUGGUGUCUGAAAAGCAGCUGAGCAAGUUUAGAAUGCUUCUGCUCACUGAAGAGGAAGAGGAUCAGAGGAUACACAUGGAAAACAACUUCAGACCUCCUCAGCCUCUCAAUGGAAGGAAGGUUCGUUCCUCCAUUUAAUGAGACUUGAAGUCGCAGAAACAAUAGCGCAUUUAGACAACGGUGAAUACAUCGUGUAUUUUUACCUCAUAGUAGCUUGUCCUGAGAAUUUGAUUUACUUUGUAGAGAAGAUGCAAUGGCCAGUGAUAUGCAUGCCUCUCUCUGCUGGUCAGUAGAGAGGAGCAGGGGAACAGUUUUUAGGGAAAAAUAAAGGGGAUGAUAUAAAGCAA
Molecule: messenger RNA, 1097 nt
Organism: Monopterus albus (swamp eel)
Lineage: Eukaryota; Metazoa; Chordata; Actinopteri; Synbranchiformes; Synbranchidae
Gene: ca7
Product: carbonic anhydrase VII
Exons: 7
Coding region: 100-888 (262 amino acids)
Biological process (GO): regulation of intracellular pH
Cellular component (GO): cytoplasm
Molecular function (GO): zinc ion binding; carbonate dehydratase activity
Source: RefSeq, a predicted model, not a curated record